This is a messenger RNA of Acyrthosiphon pisum (pea aphid), 1160 nucleotides long. It is a transcript of the gene Rab23, whose product is annotated as RAS oncogene family member Rab23. The transcript is spliced from 7 exons. Gene Ontology annotation, molecular function: GTP binding; GTPase activity. The record is from RefSeq and is marked provisional. Lineage: Eukaryota; Metazoa; Arthropoda; Insecta; Hemiptera; Aphididae. The coding region runs from base 379 to 1074 and encodes 231 amino acids.
GUUGUUCAAGUUGUUGUCGUACCGUUAACGACUCGUCCGCGGCCCGUACGCUAAACCCGUGUGAAAGGGAGGUGGUAGCGUUAUAAUUUUUUUUAUUAUUAAUCCUACUGUCAAUCGUCGAAAACACGGUUUAAUCGUACGUCGUGUCUAGUGCUCCGUUCUGAUUGUCGUCGCUGUCGAAACGGACAGUGAUUAAACAAACUAAUCCCACUCGUUUGAUAUUUUGUAUUAAAGAGGUACGUCUCGUAUAACAGCAGUCGAACGCGCACGAAAGACUUGCAGAUUUCCACCGGAUUGUAACGAUAAUAUUAUGUCGGAUUUCGUCCCGUCCGAGAGGCGCAACAGAAAUUAAUCAGUGGACAAACACAACUAUGAGUGAUGAGGGAAGAAGAUUUAGAAAUAGCGUUAAAGGUGGUGAUCGUGGGAAAUGGCGCAGUCGGAAAAUCGAGUAUGAUUCAGCGUUACUGCAGAGGAACAUUUACCCGGGACUAUAAAAAAACAAUUGGAGUAGACUUUUUGGAAAGACAAAUAGAAUGCAACGGGGAAGACGUGAGGUUAAUGUUAUGGGACACAGCAGGCCAAGAAGAAUUUGAUGCCAUUACCAAAGCAUAUUACAGAGGAGCUCAAGCUUGCGUGUUAGCAUUUUCCACAACUGACAGAGAUUCUUUUGAAGCAAUUCACUCGUGGAAAAUUAAGGUGGAAGAUGAAUGUGGAAAAAUACCUACAGUGAUUGUCCAAAAUAAGGUUGAUCUAAUUGAACGCAGCCAAGUUGAUCCACAAGAAGUUGACAUUCUCGCCCGGUCGUUAGGCUGCAAGCUAAUAUGCACAUCCGUAAAAGACGACGUCAAUGUCAACAAUGUAUUUAGGUAUUUGGCCACGCGGUGUUUAAUGGAAAUACAGAAAGAAGAACAGGAAUAUAUGUCAGGGAAUGGAAUACACCAAACAUAUACAAUAGGUUCAUUUGGUGCAGUUCCAUACCACAACAGAAAUUCUUCAACUACAAUAAAAUUGAGAUCUGGAAAAAUAAGACAAAAGAAAAAAAAUAUCUUUAAGAACUCUUGUGUCAUACCGUAAUAGUUUAAACAAUAACUUUUCCAAUAUAAAAAUGUUUGAUGUGUAAUUAAUAAAAUAUGAAAUAAAAUAACAAUAUUGAAAAACAA